Molecule: messenger RNA, 5546 nt
Organism: Sander lucioperca (pikeperch)
Lineage: Eukaryota; Metazoa; Chordata; Actinopteri; Perciformes; Percidae
Gene: scaf4a
Product: SR-related CTD-associated factor 4a
Exons: 19
Coding region: 240-3560 (1106 amino acids)
Biological process (GO): negative regulation of termination of RNA polymerase II transcription, poly(A)-coupled
Cellular component (GO): nucleus
Molecular function (GO): RNA polymerase II C-terminal domain phosphoserine binding; RNA binding
Source: RefSeq, a predicted model, not a curated record
CCACCAAUUUUAAAUCCCUACAGCACUCCGCCAUCCAGUGGACAAAACCUAGAACAACACAACUGAAUCCCAUCAUGCUUUGCCGUGCCUGCCGACCGCCGACCCGAGAGCUACCGAUGCUAGGCUAACUGUCGUUAGCUAACAGGGAGCGGACAUGUUGUACCGACCCUUCUUUGAAUAAACAUCGCUGUAAGCGGGGAAUCGGGAAUUAAGGGGAAAGCUCAUAGCGUUGGGCAAUCAUGGAUGCAGUUAACGCCUUUAACCACGAGUUAUUCUCACUGAUGGACUCCAAGCCCCCAAUCUCUCGGGCAAAGAUGAUCUCCAUCACCAAAUCGGCCAUCAAAGCUAUGAAACUCUACAAACAUGUGGUCCAGAUUGUGGAAAAGUUUAUCAAAAAGUGUAAGCCUGAGUACAAGGUAGCAGGCCUGUAUGUGGUGGAUUCUAUUGUUAGGCAGUCCAGACACCAGUUUGGAUCAGACAAGGAUGUGUUUGGCCCAAGGUUCACCAAAAACAUUACAGGAACCUUUGAGAACCUCUGCCUUUGCCCAGUAGAGGACAGGAGUAAGAUUGUGCGGGUGUUGAACCUGUGGCAGAAGAAUGGGGUGUUCAAGAUUGAGGUUAUUCAGCCCCUCCUCGACAUGGCAGCUGGCUCUAGCAGUGCUGCUGCACCCUACACAGGCUCAGAUGAUCCAGGUUCUUCCCCACCUCCAGCCAAAGAGCCAGUUACUGCGGUAACGGCAAACUCCACCACGGCAUCUGCUGCUCAGCUGCAAAACUCUGAUGCCUUUGCUGCUGUGGCACAGCUCUUUCAGUCCACACAGGGUCAACAGCUUCAGCAGAUGCUCCAGAACUUUCAGCAGCAGCCAGUGAAGUCUGACACCAACACUCAGCCUCCUGUCCAUACCAGUCAAACACAGGCCCAAAACAUAACCACUGGCCUGGGCACGGUCACCCCGCAACCGCCUCUGCCCACCCAAACCGCCCAGCAGAAGGCAGCCUUUGACAAGAAAUUGCUGGACCGUUUUGACUAUGAUGAUGAACCAGAAAUUGGAGAAGAAACAAAGAAGGAUGACAUGUCAUCACAGGGCUCCUUUAUGCAGCAGCCUCCAGCCUUCCCACAGCACAUGGAGCACUUUAAACCGUCGAUGAUUAACGUCUUGCAAGGGCUCUCACAACAGGUUCCUCUCCCUCCUAAUGGCCAGCUUCAGGCCUAUGGUUUACCACCAGGACAAAGCUUCCCAGUUAUGAUGCCUCCUGUGGGGCAUGCUUUGCCAGGGCAGGCCCUCCCUGGUUCUACUGGGCCUCCAGGCUUCUCAGGGGUAUACCCACCCCACAAUGCAGCCCAGCAACAACAGGAUUUGUCAAUGGAUAUGGACCGUUCAACUAUGAGGGAUGGCAGACAUGGUCGACGAUCACACUCAGGCUCCAGGUCUCCAAAGCGGAGGAGGUCAAGGUCUAAUUCCCGUACACGACGAUCCAGGCACAGGCGAUCGCGCUCACGCUCCAGAGACCGGCGUCACCACUCCCCGCGCUCUCGCUCGCUGGAGCGCAAGGAGAGAGAGAAGGAGCGAGAGCGACGGCAGAAAGGUCUUCCGCCACCCAAGAGCGAGACACUAAGCAUUUGCAGUACAACUCUCUGGGUGGGCCAGUUGGAUAAGAGAACUCAACAGCAAGACGUUGCCUGUUUACUGGAGGAGUUUGGGCAGAUAGAGUCCAUCAAUAUGAUCCCUCCACGCGGCUGUGCCUAUAUUGUCAUGAUACAUAGGCAAGAUGCCUUCAGAGCUCUACAGAAGCUUAGUAGAGGAUCUCACAAAGUGAACCAGAAAGCAAUCAAGAUUGCUUGGGCUUUGAACAAGGGCAUAAAGCCUGAGUUUAAACAGUACUGGGAUGUGGAGCUGGGUGUCACCUACAUACCUUGGUCUAAAAUCAGAGAGGCUCAGUUGGAGGAGCUCAAAGAAGGAGGAAUACUGGAUGUGGACACCUUAUCACCAGAGUGGAGUGGAGUGAGAAAGACUAUUGGCCUCCUGGAGGAACUCAACCACAACGGCCGUUCGGAGCCACAGCAGCCUGAGGAAACACAAGUAUUACCUGUGGCUGCUGCAGCUGCUCCUCCUGCACAGGUUCCUCCGAUGCAGCAGCCAAUGGUUGGUGUGGGUUCUCUCCAGCCUCCUGUUUUUCAUGGUCCCAUAGGCAUGUCUCUGCCUUCCUUCCCCCCAGGCGUCCCCCCUCCUCCUUUCAUCAGACCUGGCUUCAACCCCAUGCAGAUGCCUCCAGGUUUUCCUCCCCCAGGUACCAUGCCUCUUGGUCCCCCACCUCCCUCCAAAGGUGGAGUUGAAGACCCGCCUCUGGACCCAGCGGGUCUGGGCAACAGGAAAAAUGAUGAGGUCCUGGAGGGUCCCAACAUCUUCAGCAAUCAGAUGGGGCCUAUGGGUAACCAGUUAGGUGGACCUCUGGGUUCUCUCCCAGGUGGUCCUCCAGGAAACAUCCAACCUCCUUCUGGUGGUCUGCUUGGCGCACGGCCUGGUAUAAUCCCACUCCAGCGUCCUCCGGUUCCCCCACCACCACACAUGCAGCGUUUCCCUCCACCCCACGGGCCACGACCCCCUCACCCCAACAUGCCGCCUAUGCCACCACAGAUGAUGCCCAGAGGGCCACCCCCUCAAAUGAUGCAACAUGACCCCCCUCCACCUAAAGGAGGCUUUGGGAUGCUGCCUCCUCAUAAUAUGAGAGCUCCUUUCCCUCCUCCACAUGGGCAUGGCCCUCCUCCUCAAGGUCCUCCUCCUCCUUUUAUCAGACCAGGGGGGCCUCGUGGUCUGGAGGGGCCAGAAGAAAUGGAUGGCAGACCAUUCAGGGGAGACAGGCCUGGAUUCAGGGACAGAGAGCCAGAGAGGGAUAGGGACUGGGAUCGAGAUAGGGAUAGAGAGAGGGACCGAGGUUUUGGAGGUGGAAGGCGUCCAUUUGGUGAUGGAGGGAGGGGUGGAGGUGGUGAUAGAAUGGAUGGGAGGGACCGGCUCGGAGGCUGGCAGGAAGAUGGAGGAGAUCACAGGGGAGGAGGAUGGGAGAGAGACAGAGAUCGAGACAGAGACAGACGGGACUGGAGGGAGAGGCGAAACAGCCUGGAUAGCGACAGGGAGCGAGGGAGGGCUGAUAAUGGGGAGAGGGAGCGAGGGAGGGGAGAGGGAGGAGAAAGAGGACGGGUAGAAGGUGGGAGUCGAGAAAGAGGGAGAGGAGCUGAAGGAAAAGAAGGGGGGGACAGGCCAAGGCGGUCAGAACGGCGAGAGAGGACCACGCGUUGGGAUAGGGAUGAUCGAUUGGCCGAACUGGAAAAUAUGGACAGAUUUCAGACCUCUAAUAGCACAGAGCAACCUCCUGUGACUCCUGUGGUUACUAUGGAAACCAGUAAAGAACCAAGUGUGGAAGCUUCUGAAAAGAAGGCAGAAUCUGAACUUUUAGCUCCGUCCCCAGAGGUAAAAAUAGCUGCAGAAGAACCGAUGACCUCUGAGCCCUCACCUUCAGCUCAAAGUGAGCCCACAGAAACAAAAGAGGAAGCAGCAUCAUAGACUGGCUCACUGCUCCUUCAGCCAGAGACUGCUGUGAACCACUGAAAGAUAAAAGGCAUUUUUCACUAUGAUGGUCAGUCUCAACUCAUGGCAUAUGAAUGCUAGCUCGUCACAGUUUGGUUAGUCAGUUGGUAAUUGACAGUUUCUGGGCAGUAACAUGUCUUGAAAACAAACAUCUCCCACACAUGUUGUUAAACAUAUGUAAAAUGGUUGUUUUCAGAUUUUACGGCUUAUGGUCAAAUUUGACUUUGCAUCUGUUUCUCCAAACACAUGACCACAUGAAAAUCCGUUUGGCGCAAUUUGCUGUUGUUAAAUAUUGGCUGUCAACUGUUUUUCCUGUAAAUUGUAAGAAUGAACGGAGUGCUUGCAUGUUAACUUAGCUCUGUCCAUUUUAGGUUAAUUUGAGCUUAGCUUUUAUGUUUUUACUCAAGUUGGUUUGCAGGCGGAGUAAACAAAUGACUUCUAUGACACAAUUUUUUUUACUUCACUGCCUUAUCUGUGUGAUAGCAGGCACUCCUCAACAAAGUGAAUAUGUUCAUUUUAAAACUUUUUUUUUAAAUCUGCCAAAAUGUCAUGUCAAAACACUGAAUAUCUUUUCAAACAACUAUAUGAUAAUAUAGGCACCAUUUAUUUUUCAUCUCAUCUUGUGUUUCAUGUCAGCUCAUUAUUGCAAGAUCACAGCCAGUAAGGCACAGUUUUGAAAGGACUAUGGGGGCCUUAAAAUCCAAUCAUGUUACUUGUAGGUGUUUGAAUGGAGAAGAAAAAGUACAAAUUGUGGAAGACAUGUUGGGGUAAAUUACACUGAGAAUAAGGUUUGGUACUUUGCUCACACAAAAUGUUGAGCUCUUCUUUUGAUUAUUUGCUUUUGACCCUUUGAACCACACUUUAUUUCAGGCAUAAUAAAUAUGAGUACUGUCUUCAUUCUACCAGACACUUGGUGCACAUUUACUAGCCAAUACCCAAUGUCCUUAAAAUAUCCACUCUCAAUCCAUGAUUUUAAACAUUUCUAUCUACUAGUACUGGGACUCCUAAGAACAUAGGACUGAUUAGAAGCUGAGCUUAUUCUCACAGGGUCUCUGAAUCAAACAUCAAAGUCAUAUUUUACUGAUAACAGGAAUUACACCCAAUUCCUUGUGAAAAAAUGUAACACUCCGUCAUUCAUUAUAUUAUUUAGGGAAUUGAUAUUGCUUCACAUUCUUUGAUCAUAUUGUACUUAUCCAUAUCACAUUAAGUGUUUUACGUGUGCAUAUAAUCAUUUUGUUUGGUUACAAAAAUAUUGGGCAAACCAUUUUAGGCGCUCAAAACCAAGGACUUAAAGUCUAACGGUGGCAUAAUCAAAUUUCUUUUGCUUAACAAGGACCAUGAGGCAUUUCAGAUAAGACAUUUCAACACAAUAUGCAGAAAAAUUAAGAACGAAAGAAAAAGUAUGUCCAGGUGUAUCGUGGUACAUCUCCCCAAGAAUAUUUUGGAAGUAAAGAAAUGUAUUGAUGUUAUAUAAGUGGACUUUGUUUCAGAAGUUUGAUUGGUCUAGAUCGAGAGAUAUUGGUAUGCGAAAAUAAGAAUAAGUACAUCCAUUUGCAAAGAAAUUGACUUGCACACAGAUGAGCUGUUCAAAACUGCUGAAAAGAAACUAAGAAUUUUUUCUCAGGUUAAGUGGAUUUUAAUUAGCCUGAAAUCGCCAGACCAAAUUGCAAAUGCCAGAACAAAUAAAAACAGGUUGCAGAUUUGUUUGGUGCCCAUGCAAGAUUUUUAUCCUGGUUUCUGUUAAAUGUCAGUUUUUUUUAAAACUAACAUGUACAUCAAAGUGAAAGUAAAAUUCUAUUGGAGAUUCUAGUAUAGUAAUUAGUACUUAGUAAUUUUGUUUUCUGCUAUCUAAAUUUCACACCCUUUCCUAAAUGUGUAUGUUAUUAUUAUUCCAUUAAGGAAUAAAGUAGAACCUUUUGUAGAUCCAAAACAAGCUUAUUUUAAUAGUAUUGCAUUCCACAA